Molecule: messenger RNA, 1528 nt
Organism: Lindgomyces ingoldianus
Lineage: Eukaryota; Fungi; Ascomycota; Dothideomycetes; Pleosporales; Lindgomycetaceae
Exons: 8
Coding region: 1-1473 (490 amino acids)
Biological process (GO): DNA recombination; DNA integration
Molecular function (GO): DNA binding
Source: RefSeq, a predicted model, not a curated record
AUGUCGGCCACGUAUCUCCCUCCUGUGAUGAUGGGGUUCGAAACAAUUUUCUUGAACAUCUAUCUAGCAGGGAUGAACGAAGAGACUCUGGCGCUUCUAGCAAUCGCGGAGACACACCCCAAGCUCACCCACUUUAUCACUACGUCGGUCCCGGCAGGCCUCCACAACUCAAGACAUGGCCUAUUAGCCGUUAAUGAAGGUGAUGACCUAGAGUUGAACGGUAAAGAUGGAAUACCAUUUGUACGUGAGCAAGCGGCUAUCCAGGCGCGUGGGGAGAGCCGAGGAGCUAUUAGUGAGGCAGCGGCCAGCCUGCAGAGCAUGGCCAACUUCUGUGGGAAUCAACACAUAGGCUUCCCUAGGGUCGCCAACUCGGAUAGAGACUUCUUUCGUGACGAGGGUGCCGUCUGGCCCAAGGUGGGUGAACUCGGCCUUGCGGCACGAAAGGGUCUCGAAGCCGAAUUCUUGGCACCCACUUCUUCCAGGGUUCAUGGAGCUUCCUCGGUCGGCAUCACCACACGCUUCACACGUCACGCUCCGAAGCGACGUACGACCACAUUCACGGCCCGACCCUGCGCUUCUCCACGUCUAGAACCCCUCUGGGUGGCAAAAAUGACCGCCCUACUCCUUCGGCCUAAGAAGCAUUUCGCCGCCCGCAUUGCCGGCUUCGUGGACGACUUCGAUGGCCUUCGCCGGCUUCUUGCGGAUGGAGAAGCCUACCCGUCGGUGCGUAGCGAUCUCGCAAUCGCUCAAUCACUACCGGCUGUUCCUACCGCGGAGUACAGCCGACACCUCCAACGCAGGUGUCCAGCUUGUAAUCGCCUCCUCUCGGAUGGUUGCUGCCCAAUGACGCACCUUCUCAACCUGUAUCGACAGAACCCUCAGCCGGCAAACGCGCCGCUAUUUUGUCUACACGAGAAGCCCUUCUCCCAGCAGAAUGUUAUCCAGCUCCUACGCAAUCAGCUACGACGCUGCAACAUCGCCAUGCCGGAGAGGUAUAAGGGCCACAGCUUCCGCCGGGGAGCCGCGCAAACGGCGCACGACAAUAGCCUCAGCGAGGACCAUAUCAAGGCACUGGGAUGCAGCAGUUCGUCUCAGGAAGACUGCCGCCACUCUCCUUCCCUAUCCUACCUCCUCCUACACCUUAAAACAACAACACUAUGGGCGCAGGAAGUGGGCCCGGGGCCAUCUCUCGCCCGGCAGAACUGGCUAAGCGAGAUCACGUACAGCAUCACACCGGCUCGAUCUAGCCUAGCCCCUACGCCUCCUAAACAUGCUACUAUACAAUGUCCAACUCCAUAUACCUCUGCAGGGGAUUGGUGUAGAUAUAUCACUCCUGGAGUAGCAGCGGCGUAUCUAAUCAUGGACCCAAAUAUGCGUCAGAAGAGCGAUGAACGGGAGUUAGUAUCUGCAGCUGUUGGGCUAGGAACUUCUGGUCUAGAAUUCGUACUUCACUCACCCUUUAGCCCUGGCUAAACUUCUGCCUAGAUUUGCUACCUUUUACGAGGGCGCCACUAAGCGUAAAAUAGGG